UCCCUUCCCAGCAGCCUUUGCGGCUGCAGUUGUUGCCCUUCAGCCCGGAUACAACAUGGCGUCGGCCACUGGCCUCAUCCAGUGGCUCCGGAAUGCGGCCUCCGGGCGUAAUCUCCAAGUGAAAUUGCAGUUACGUUACCAGGAGAUAGCUAAGAGAACUCAGCCACCUCCUAAGCUGCCAGUGGGUCCUAGCCAUAAGUUUUCAAACAAUUACUAUUGUACUCGUGAUGGACGUCGACAAGCCUCUCCUCCUUCAGUCAUAAUGUCUACUGUGAAAGUUUUAGAGUCUGGUCUUCCUGGUAAGAGUUCAAAUGAGACUAUGACAACUUCUGGGAAAAAGCCAAUGAUACCAGGACCCCCCUUGAAAAAGUGGGAACUGUCAAAGGAUGAACCAUAUUUGUGAAAUGGACAUGGGAAGAUGGACUUGCAGAUGCUGAGAGAUUGUGUCUUUAGGGGACUGACUUGAAGUCACGAGCUCAGCCGCAGAGGCAUCAAGGAGGAUCACACAGUGAACAUUAUAUCAUAAUAUUUUAUCUUGGGGUAGGGGAGAAGCAUAUAUCCUAAUACAUGAUAAAUACACUGA
This is a messenger RNA of Phascolarctos cinereus (koala), 583 nucleotides long. RefSeq names its product NADH:ubiquinone oxidoreductase subunit A7 (gene NDUFA7). The record is from RefSeq and is a predicted model, not a curated record. Gene Ontology annotation, biological process: mitochondrial electron transport, NADH to ubiquinone; ATP synthesis coupled electron transport. Gene Ontology annotation, cellular component: mitochondrial inner membrane; respiratory chain complex I. Lineage: Eukaryota; Metazoa; Chordata; Mammalia; Diprotodontia; Phascolarctidae.